AUGACAUUAAAGACCAUUGUGAAGUCACCUCUUCCCGAGGAAGCUAUUCCCAAAGAGAAGCCCGCCAUUAGGGUAUCCUCACCCCCAAACGGUGGCGCCUUAGCAUGGCUCAAUGUUCUGGGAAGCUUCAUGCUUUACUUCAAUACAUGGGGCAUCCUGAACACCUUUGGUGCCUAUCAAACCUAUUAUGAGUCCGGUGCUCUCUUUCAAUCCACCUCGUCCGACAUAUCCUGGAUAGGUUCCAUUGCCGCAUUCAUGCUAUUGUUUGCCGGUAUUUUUGUUGGUCCCAUCUACGACAGAGGUUAUCUUCGCGCACUCCUCAUGGUGGGCUCGUUUAUGGUCGUUUUCGGACACAUGAUGCUAAGUCUGUGCUCCGAAUUCUGGCAAGUUGUGCUGGCACAGGGAUUUGCCGUCGGAAUAGGAACUGGCUGUCUAUUCGUUCCAUGUGUUGCAAUUAUUCCUCAAUACUUCACUACCAAGAUGGGCGCUGCAAUGGGUGCGGCUGCUUCGGGAUCAGCGCUCGGUGGUGUCAUCUAUCCGAUUGUUCUGUACCGACUUAUCAAUCAAGUUGGCUUUCCCUGGGCAGUACGUGUGAUUGGAUUUAUUGCACUCGCCUCACUGCUCAUUCCAAUCAGCAUCAUGCGUCUGCGCGUUCAACCACCUAAGGUUCGUGCAAUGGUGGAUCCCAGCGCAUUCAAGGACCCGGCUUAUCUGGCUUUCGUGUUCACCUCGCUCAUUGCGUACAUGGGCCUGUUCGUUAUUAUGUUUUACCUCUCCUUCUUUGCCGAGGCCACUCGCCUCACAGAUAGCAGUCUCGCCUUUUACAUGGUGCCCAUCUUCAAUGCAGCAUCUGUUUUUGGUCGGACAAUCCCGAACAAGCUCGCCGACCGCUUUGGCCCAUUUAAUCUUCUCGUUCCCGCCGCCCUAUCCUCGGGGCUGUUGAUGUUCUGCAUGAUGGCAGUGCAAUCAAAAGCCGCAAUUAUUGUAAUGGCACUGCUUUCCGGCUUCAUGAGUGGUGCGCUGAUCGGACUGCCUCCUAUGUGCUUGGCCAUUCUGACGGCGGAUAAGUCGAAGCUGGGGACACGUGUUGGUAUGGGCUACGCAAUCAUCGCACUAGGUGUGCUGGCCAGUGGUCCCAGCAGUGGUGCGAUUCUCAGAAACGGUGGCGCAUCGCUUGAUUGGCACAGUUUGUGGGUGUUCGGUGGCGUUCCGACCUGCGUCUCGGGACUAGGCUACGCGGCGAUUAGGAUCUUUAUGUAUGGGCCAAAGCUGAAUAUCAAGGCGUGA
Molecule: messenger RNA, 1287 nt
Organism: Penicillium coprophilum
Lineage: Eukaryota; Fungi; Ascomycota; Eurotiomycetes; Eurotiales; Aspergillaceae
Exons: 1
Coding region: 1-1287 (428 amino acids)
Biological process (GO): transmembrane transport
Cellular component (GO): fungal-type vacuole membrane
Molecular function (GO): transmembrane transporter activity
Source: RefSeq, a predicted model, not a curated record